UGGUGAUCCAGUGGAGAGGAACAACAGAUGGAGAGUUCGAAACCCCAGAGGUGGAUCCUAGUGGAAAGCAUCCAAGAGAUACAUUGUUUUGGAGAAGAUUCCAAAGAGAAAGCACCAUGACUAUAAAUAUUGCUGGGGCUGUGUCAAUGGCCAGUUUUUAUCUGCUUAUUCUUACUGUCGGCAUCUGGGCAGCAAAGAGAGCCAAAAAAGUUGAAAGAACAUACGAGGGUGAAGGUCCUGAAAUGGUAAUGAUAGCAGGACGAAAAAUCGGAAUCACCCUUGGCAUUCUAACAACCACAGCAACCUGGGUUGGUGGUGCAUAUAUAAACGGCACAGCUGAAAUGGUCUACCGACCAGAUGCUGGACUAGUAUGGACUGUAGCCCCUUGGACGUCUCUACUUUGUUUAUUCAUUGGUGGUUUGUUUUUUGCAAAGAAAAUGCGAGCUGAGCGGUAUGUAACAAUGUUGGACCCAUUUCAGCUGCGCUAUGGGAAGCAAAUAGCAAGUUUGGUGUUUGUUCCAGCCAUAAUCGGAGAAAUAUUCUGGUCUGCUGCGAUUCUGGCAGCUUUAGGUACAACUUCUAGUGUUAUCCUGGAUCUAGAUAAGAAUCUAUCAGUGGUCAUUUCAGCCUGUGUGGCAAUGAUUUAUACAUUACUUGGAGGACUGUAUUCAGUGGCAUAUACUGAUGUCGUUCAAUUAGGAUGUAUUUUCUUUGGUUUGUGGCUGUGUGUGCCUUUCACAAUUCUAAAUCAUGCUGUUACAAGCAUCAAGAUCACAGCAGUUAAGGAGGUCCAUCAAAAACCCUGGCUUGGAAAAAUUGAUGAGAGUCUUAUUGGAAAAUGGAUUGACGAUCUUUUGCUAAUGGUAUUGGGAGGAAUACCGUGGCAGGCGUAUUUUCAAAGAGUGCUGGCAUCUUCCUCUAUUGAAAAUGCUCAAACAUUAUCAAUAGCAGGAGCAUUUGGUGGUUGUAUAAUGGGCAUCCCUUCAGUCCUGAUUGGCUCUGUUGCAGCUUCUACAGACUGGAAUCAGACUUCUUAUGGCUCCCAGUCGCCUUAUGAGAUAAAUGAAGCUGCCAUGAUCCUACCAUUAGUUCUCCGAUAUUUGUGUCCUCCUGCUGUCUCUAUAUUUGGAAUUGGCGCCAUUGCAGCUGCUGUCAUGUCCUCAACUGACUCCUCUCUUCUUUCAUCAAGCUCCAUGUUCACCCAUAAUAUCUACCGAAAGAUUGUCAGACCAAAGGCAUCAGAGAAAGAAAUCCUCUAUGCGAUGAAGACUACAGUUUUGGUAGUGACGGUACUUGCCACUAUCCUUGCUCUCUUUACCAACACUAUCUAUGGCCUUUAUGCAUUAAGUGCUGACCUGGUGUACGUUAUCCUUUUUCCACAGCUUGUUUGUGUUCUGUAUAUUCCAUGUGUGAAUAGACUUGGAUUUGUCACUGGAGUACUGACAGGAGCAUUGCUCAGGAUUUCUGGAGGUGAACCUCUUUUUCAUUUUCCAGCUGUUAUCCACUUUCCUGGAGGUUAUUUCCAGGAUAGUGACUAUAUCCAGACUUUUCCAUAUAAAACCUUGGCAAUGCUCUGCUCUUUGAUAGUGACUGUAACCUUGUCAUAUAUCAGCAAACUCAAAUGGCCAGAGGGGUAUGUAAUUGCCUUUAACUUGACAGAAAUACCAAGUGAGCCAAGAACCACUGCUUAAUCAUUUUGAUAAAGUGAAAUAACAACAGGGGAAACAAUAUUUAAC
Messenger RNA from Carcharodon carcharias (great white shark), 1736 nucleotides. Its product is annotated as high-affinity choline transporter 1-like. Gene Ontology annotation, biological process: transmembrane transport; acetylcholine biosynthetic process; choline transport. The record is from RefSeq and is a predicted model, not a curated record. Gene Ontology annotation, cellular component: plasma membrane. NCBI's taxonomy places the organism in Eukaryota, Metazoa, Chordata, Chondrichthyes, Lamniformes, Lamnidae. The transcript is spliced from 9 exons. The coding region runs from base 117 to 1691 and encodes 524 amino acids. Gene Ontology annotation, molecular function: choline:sodium symporter activity.